Messenger RNA from Drosophila busckii, 754 nucleotides. Its product is annotated as short coiled-coil protein. Lineage: Eukaryota; Metazoa; Arthropoda; Insecta; Diptera; Drosophilidae. Bases 190 to 585 code for a protein of 131 amino acids. The record is from RefSeq and is a predicted model, not a curated record. The transcript is spliced from 2 exons. Gene Ontology annotation, cellular component: trans-Golgi network.
AGUGUUGCAAACUAUUGCUUGAGGCAGUGUGGUAAAACACGUUGAGUUGGCAAAGAGUGGUAGUUUUUUUUUGUUUUCGGUGUGAAUUUUGUUAAUGCUACUAAAAUUAUCAACAAAUAAAGUUCAUUAACUGUAAUAAACACAAAGAGUAAAUAUAAUAAGCAUUUGAGUACAAGCGCGUUAGCGAACAUGUCAAUAAUCAAUAACGAUGACACCAUAAUGCCCAUAGAUGAAGAUCCGCAGGUUAUUAUUAAUGAGGAUGAGCCGCCAACUGGACCAGGCAUACCAAAUGGACGUUCCAUGGAUUCGCUGCGCUCUGCGUUUACCAAUCGUAGUACUACGCCGGACUCCUCCCACAACUCGCUGGAUACAGUAGAUGCAGGAGUGUUGGAUGAUCGUUUGAUUACUCAAGUGCUGGAGCUACAAAAUACGUUAGAUGAUCUUUCACAGCGAGUGGAUUCAGUUAAGGAGGAGAAUCUGAAAUUGCGCUCAGAGAAUCAAGUGCUUGGACAGUAUAUAGAGAAUCUCAUGUCAGCCUCCUCGGUGUUCCAAUCCACCAGUCCGAGUGCUUCUAAAAAGAAGUAGGGUCUAUGUUCUAUGUUUCACUCCCAAAUAUGCCUUGUCACUCAGAUAUGUACAUGUAUAUGUAUGUUAUGCUAACUAUGUAAUUGGUGUUUGCUACUAAUUAUGCUCAUUGUGCACAAUAUUUUUAUAUUUGUUAGAUGUUAAGCUUAUAUUUGUGCUAUAUUUAUAU